This is a messenger RNA of Daucus carota subsp. sativus, 4960 nucleotides long. Its product is annotated as disease resistance protein At4g27190. The record is from RefSeq and is a predicted model, not a curated record. The transcript has 2 exons. The coding region runs from base 355 to 4542 and encodes 1395 amino acids. Lineage: Eukaryota; Viridiplantae; Streptophyta; Magnoliopsida; Apiales; Apiaceae. Gene Ontology annotation, molecular function: ADP binding.
AAGGGUGGACGCCCGUUGAUGACAAGAGUCGUCUCCUUUCCAUUUAAAAAGUAGUAUUGUGCUCAGGCCUGCAUCUUCAGCUUCAAUUGUUUAAGCUGUCGAGGCUGUGGUAAACUAAAUUAUGGAGUAUUUAAGAUUAGUUUAAAAUUGUAAGCAUCUGCUAGUCCUCGGAGAGUGGAUCUAACAUGCACUUAUGGCCAAAACCUUGAAAAACUUAAAUCAGAUAAUUAUAUAUUAUGAGUUAAUUAUGCCUGUGGUCUGUGGAUUAAUCAUCCAUCUCAAGAUUUUCCUUUUCUUUUGCUAUCCUUCUCUCUUCUCUUCUUUCCUUUUCUCUCACAAUUCCAAGAAAGAAUCAUGGUUGGUUUAUCUGAUAUUCCAUGUGUGGGGAAACUUGUGGACAGAAUAUCUGAUGCUGCAGUUGACGCCUUCUUCCGUGGAUUCCGUUACAUGUUCUGUUACAAGGAUCUUGUUAAGACUCUCGAUUCCCAAGUCGAAAAAGCUUACACUGAGGAGGAAAGGGUGUCCACAAAAGUUGCUGCAGAAAGAGCUAAUGGUAAACUUAUCAAGCCUCAUGUAGAUAAGUGGCAGAAAGAGGCUGAAGAAAUCAUGGAGAGCGCCGAAAAGUUUGCAGAAAUACACAAAACCAGACAUUCAUGGAGGUGCAUUCAGUGUCUACCAAUUCCCAACCCCGUCUCUCUUUUUCGACUUGGCAGAGCAGUGGUGCAGAAGACAGAGAGGCUAACUGAGCUCAUUAAUUCCGGAAAGGAGCUCCUGGAUAAUGAAAUCGCACAUCUUGCGCCAGCUGAAAAUUUACCCAAAAGUAAUACCGAGUACCAGGAAUUUCAAUCCAGAAAAGAUGUUUAUGCGGAGCUAUGGCGUACGUUAAUCACGGAUAGCUCUCCAAUCCUUGGUAUAUGUGGAAUGCCAGGAGUGGGGAAAACUCGGAUGAUGGAACAACUAUGGAAAGAAGCUCAGGAGAAGAAGAUCUUUAACAAGGUCACACGAGGGAACGUGGGUAAUGAAAACCUGGAUGUGAUACACUUACAGAAACAGAUUGCUGAGCAUCUUGAUUGCAAAUUUGAAUCGGAAGAUAAUGCGGAAAGCAGAGCUUCUCAGCUGAAACAAAGUUUAUUGAAUGCCGGCAAGACCCUCGUCAUACUAGACGAUGUAUGGAGGGAAAUUCCUCUAGAUGUUAUUGGAAUUCCAUCUGGUGAUGGAAACAGUCCUGUGGUUUCCAAGAUUCUGAUGACAUCUCGAGAGGAAAAUGUAUGCUUGCGUAACAAUUGCAAUACUCUUGUUAAAAUUACACCCCUGCGAAAUGAUGAGGCGUGGGAGCAAUUUAAGAAUUUUGUCGGUACUGCUCAAAUUGAUUAUAUGCAGGAUGAGUCUCUUGCAAAGAAAGUGUGUGAUAAAUGUGGGGGUUUACCACUCCUAAUUCAUGCGAUCAGUAAAGCGCUGCAGUUCGAAACUCACAAUUCAUGGGUGGAUGCACUUGAACAACUCCAGAAGGGUGAAUUCGUAAACAUACCUGGAGUAGAACCACAAGUAUAUGCUUGUGUAGAAUUGGGUAUCAGUAAAUUACACGGCGAUGCCAAGUCAUGUCUGUUUUUGUGUUGCUUGUUUCCGGAAGAUGCUGACAUCCCUAUCAGGGAGCUGAUCCAGUUGGCAACAGGGUCACAGCUUGUAUGUGGGAACUCUAGGGUACUAUCAAUGAUUGAUACUCUGAGAUUAUCUUCUUUGUUGCUUGACUGUGAAAAAGAUGAUAGAAUCAAACUGCAUGACCUCAUCAGAGAUGUUGGGAGAUCUAUAGCUUUCAGAGAUUCAAAAUUUGCAUUUUCACAGGUAACAUGUGACGUGCGGCUGCUUGAUGAUGCUGAUUUUGUCACUACCAAAUUUUUACGGCUAGAUCUGGAUGGCGAUAAUAUUCAUAUCCCUGAUGAUCUUGUAUGCCCAAAUCUGCAAAGCUUGUGGAUACAAUUCAACAAUGAUAUACAACAAUUCUCAAGCGGCUUCUUCGGUAUGUCUGCGAAUCUGAGAUUUUUAUAUCUUGUGGGUACCUAUUCUCCUUCGAAGCUGCAGUUCUCUCUUCGACCCUUAGGUAAACUGAGGACGUUAAUUUUGAAAGGUUGUAACCUGAGUCACAUUAACAAUACAUGUGUUGGUUUUUUUCCUGAAAACCUAGAAACUCUCUGCAUUUGGAAAGGCGAUUUCCCAGAACCUCUGGAUUUAUCAAAUCUGAAAUACCUUCGAAAGCUAGAAAUCAAGGGGUCGAAAGUGAAAAUGAAGCCAAAUACCAUAUCCAGUCUAUCUAGACUGGAAGAAUUGCAUAUACCCGAUGGAUUGGAGAUUUGGUGUUCUGAAAGUUCUGAUGUUCAGAAACCCAUUUUGGUCGAGAUCAAUCAACUGACCCGUUUGAAAAGUUUGCAGAUAAAAUUUAAAAUAUCUGAGCCUUUUCAAGUUACAAACAUAUUUGAUAAUCUAAAAUUAUUUAAUAUACGUGUGGGUGGGUGGGGGUCAUGUGUUGGAAAAACAGAUCUGUCUUACAAGACGUCGAUUGUAUUGCAAGGCUGUCAUGAAGAAAGCUUGAAAAGUCUGAUAGACAAGGCUGAAUAUGUGAAUCUGCAGUGCAGCAAUAUUACUGUGAGUAGUAUCUUCGAGAGCAACCGGGAAGCAUUCACAGAAUUGAGAAAUCUGCAAAUUGAAGAAUGUAACAAAAUGGAUCAUCUGGCAAGGAUGCCACACAAUGAUAUUCAGCAUAGCCAGCAGACAUCUUUUUCUAAACUAACCUAUUUAGAAAUUAUAGAAUGCUCCGGUUUAAGAUACCUCUUCUGCAACUCUGUUGCAAAACGUCUCACCCAGCUGCAAAAGUUGAUAAUAAGAGAUUGCCCUGUGAUGGAAGCAAUAGUAAUACAUGAUGGCUCAAGCAAUGGAGAUAUCAUACACUUCUCCAAUUUAGAAGAAUUGGAGCUAAGCAAUGUGCCCAGACUCACAGGCUUCUGCAGGGAAAAUAAAGACGCCAUGAUGCAACCAUCUGUUCAGUUUCAACCUCUGUUCCAUAGAAUGGUUGAAUUCCCAAACUUAGUAGAACUUGUAAUUAGCCACUGCGAGGAAAUUAACCUGGAAUCGAUAGAGUUCAGCAGUCAACUAAAGAGGUUGAGAAUAAGUUGUGAUGAGGAGAUACAACUUCCGUCUACAUGGCAACCUCGAUUACAUAAUCUGGAAACACUCUUUUUGAGUAGGUGUUGGUCGCAUGAGCUCAUAUCUUCAAGGUUCCACAGACUAAAGAUGCUUAAAGUUUUCGGAUACUCCGGAGGCUCUGCUCUUUUCACUUUCUCAGGCUUUAGAAGUCUACAACAACUCCAAGAACUAGUAAUUUCAGAUUGUGCUUUCUUGCAAGAAAUUGUGGAGGAUUUUGAAAUGUCUGGGAUGAAUAGCAAGAUUAUCACGCUCUCUCACCUGGAGAUAGUUGUUCUAAAGGAUUUACCCAAGCUGAAAAGUAUUAUUCAUGGAGCAAAUUAUGGGUGUCGUGUCCCAUCUUUAACGUAUGUGGAAGUUGAGGAUUGUGGACUCUCUAAUCUUUUUUCAUUCUCAGAGUUGACAAGUCUCGAAACUUUGAAGAUAUCAAGGUGUGCUCAUUUGGAAGAAAUUGUGGAGGAUAUUAGGAUCGAUGAGGUUUCGGGCAUGAACAAGAAGACUAUUACACUCUCUCAACUGAAACAAGUUAUUCUUGAAGAUCUACCAAAGCUCAAGAGUUUUAUCUACAGUGCAAAUCAUGAGUGCCUACUUCUGCCAAAUUUAUCCAUGGUUACAGUGAGUGAUUGUGGGCUCUCUUCUCUUUUCACGUGCUCAACAACCUUUGGAAGUCUACAAAGGCUUGAAAACUUACUAGUACGGGAUUGCAGAAUGUUGGAAGGCAUCUUUGAAUAUGCAAGGGGAGAUGAAACUUCUGGUACGAGUGAAGAGAUUAUUAUCUCCCUCCCAAAACUAUGGUUACUUGAACUCAGAAAUUUGCCAGACCUCAAAAGUUUCAUCCACGGUGCAAAUUACGACUUCUAUAUGCCAGCUUUGUGGGAAAUAAAAGUUGAUAACUGCGGAUUCUCUACUCUCUUCACGUGUUCUGUUUUCAGAGAUCUCCAAAAUCUCUUUCGUUUGGAAGUAUCAAAUUGCAAAUUGUUAGAAGUGGUUGUGGAAGAUGCAAGGGGUGAUGAAACUUCCGGCACAAAUGACAAGACUAUCACUAUUCCUCAACUCGAGAAUAUUGAACUUGAACAUCUGCCAAACCUCAAAAGUUUUAGUGGUGAUGAAAGCAUGGCUUUCAAUAUGCUCCAAUUAAAGAAUUUUAGUCUGGUUGGGUGUCCUGGGGUAGAGAAUUUCACUUGCUUCAAUACACAUACAGGAAAUGGAUAUGUAAGGAUCGACGGGGAUGAAUGGAUAGAAGUUCCGGAUCUGAAUGACUACAUAAAGAGCCUAUUUAAAAACGAAGACGUCGCAGUGCCGGAGAAUCAGAGAGACUCAAAGAUGAAAAGUCUCGGGGAGCCAUAAUAGGUCCUUUUGUUCAAUAUUCACUUCUUAAAGAUAACGAGCAUAAUAACUCGUGCUAGUUCGAAACGUUUUACGAUUUGAAAAUGACAGAUUGUUGUUUAAUCAAAAAAAUUUCAAAAUUCGGUUAGAUAAUAAGCUUUUUGAAUGAAAGAAACUCCUCGGAGUAGCGGCGUUUUCUCGAUACGAGCAAGUGCAUUUCUGUCAAAAAAAAAAAAAAAAAAAUUUCAAAAUUCGUCUGGGAGCUAUAUGUGAAGAUCCCGUCAUUAUUUUCCUGUUCUGUCAUCUUAAAAUCCUAUGAUUGGUUAUGUUACAGUAAAUAUGCAAAAAUAUUCAGCAAUUAUGUACAUGAAUAAAACUUUAGUCCCUCAACUUAUACAUGAAUUUUUUGGUAUAUUUUAAGAUGUCUUCUUUUCUUUCU